AUGGCAACAACCUCAAAUAAACCUCAAAGAUCUCUCCAAGAAAUCGAGGACAUAAUCCUCCGCAAAAUCCUCUUAAUCUCUCUCACCGAUUCCUCUGAUCCUCGAAUUGUCUACUUAGAAAUGACUGCAGCUGAGAUUCUCAGUGAAGGCAGAGACUUGAAACUCAAUCGCGACUUAAUCGAACGCGUCUUGAUCGAUCGAUUGUCUGUUCAAAACCCUAACACAGAACCUCCUUUCAGCUACCUCUUAGGUUGUUACCGUCGCGCGGUUGAUGAAUUGAAGAAAAUCGCGAAUAUGAAGGACAAAAAUGUUAAAUCAGAGCUGGAAUUGUCGAUCCUGCAAGUGAAGAAAUUGUCUGUUUCAUAUUGUAGGAUUCAUUUAGGGAAUCCUGAGUUGUUUGGGGGUGAUUCGACUGUUGUUAAGAGGAGUGGGAAUUCGAAUGUUUCGCCGGUUUUGCCGUUGAUUUUUGCUAUGGUUGAUGAGUUUAAUAGUGGUGGAAUUCAGCCUUCGCCGCCGGGGUUUUUGGAGGAGUUGUUUAGAGAAGGGGAUUUUGAUAGUUUGGAUCCAAUUCUGAGGGGUUUAUACGAGGACUUGAGAGGGAAUGUCUUAAAGGUUUCUGUUUUAGGGAAUUUUCAACAACCAUUAAGGGCUUUAUUGUUUUUGGUUAGUUUUAAUGUUGGUGCUAAAUCACUUGUUAGUCAUAAGUGGUGGAUUCCGACAGGGGCUUAUGUAAAUGGGAGAGUUAUUGAAAUGACAAGUAUUUUGGGUCCUUUUUUUCAUGUCAGUGCAUUGCCUGAUAAUACUAUUUUUAAGAGCGAGCCGGAUGUUGGGCAGCAAUGUUUCUCUGAUGCAACAAAUCGUCGACAAGCUGAUUUGUUAUCUUCAUUUACUACAAUUAAGACUCUUAUGAAUAAUUUAUAUGAUGGUUUAUCAGAAGUGCUUCUUGUUCUACUUAAAAAUAGUGAUACUCGGGAGAGUGUUCUUCAGUAUCUUGCUGAGGUGAUCAAUAGAAAUGCAACAAGAGCUCAUAUACAAGUUGAUCCUUUAUCUUGUGCAAGUUCGGGCAUGUUUGUCAAUCUAAGUGCUGUCAUGCUUCGGCUCUCUCAGCCAUUGUUAGAGCCAAGUUUUACCAAGAGGGACAAAAUUGAUUCAAAUUAUGUGUUUCACAAUGAUCGUUUGGAUCUAAGAGGUUUGACAGCUCUACAUGCAUCAUCAGAAGAAAUUACUCAAUGGCUUAAUACUCCUGGAAAAAUUGAUGUCUCGGCACAGUCUAGUGAUGUUGAAAAUCGCUUGUUACAAUCUCAAGAAGCAACCAGUUCUGGUAGCAGUGGUGAAAAGGCUAAAUACUCAUUUAUUUGUGAGUGCUUCUUUAUGACUGCAAGGGUGCUCAACUUGGGUCUGUUAAAAGCAUAUUCUGACUUCAAGCAUCUAGUUCAGGACAUUUCUAGAUGCGAAGAUACACUCUCCACAUUUAAAGACUUGCAAGAGCAGACACCGUCUCAGCAGUUGCAGCAGGAUAUUGAUCGUCUUGAGAAAGAAAUAGAGUUAUAUUCACAGGAAAAGCUUUGUUAUGAAGCUCAGAUAUUAAGGGAUGGAGCACUUAUUCAGCAUGCCCUUUCUUUCUACCGAUUGAUGUUGAUUUGGUUGGUUAGCCUGGUCGGUGGAUUUAAAAUGCCUCUGCCAUCAACUUGCCCAAAGGAAUUUGCCUCGAUGCCAGAGCAUUUUGUGGAAGAUGCCAUGGAAUUACUUAUAUUUGCUUCUCGGAUUCCAAAAGCUUUGGAUGGAGUCUUACUGGAUGAUUUUAUGAACUUCAUUAUCAUAUUCAUGGCAAGUCCAACAUAUAUUAGAAACCCUUAUUUAAGAGCAAAGAUGGUUGAAGUAUUGAAUUGCUGGAUGCCACGGAGAAGUGGUUCAUCUGCUACAGCUUCUCUAUUCGAAGGGCACCAAUUGUCACUUGAGUAUCUUGUGAGGAACCUCUUGAAGCUUUAUGUUGACAUUGAGUUCACAGGCUCUCACACACAGUUCUAUGACAAAUUCAACAUACGGCAUAAUAUUGCUGAACUUCUUGAAUACCUAUGGCAGGUCCCUAGUCAUCGUAAUAUUUGGAGAAAGAUUGCUAAGGAAGAAGAAAAGGGUGUCUAUCUGAACUUCUUGAACUUCCUGAUCAACGACAGCAUCUAUCUUCUUGAUGAAAGUCUGAACAAAAUUCUUGAACUCAAAGGGUUAGAAGCUGAGAUGUCCAACACCACAGAAUGGGAGCGAAGACCAGCUCAAGAGAGGCAGGAGAGAACCCGCCUUUUCCAUUCCCAAGAGAAUAUAAUCCGCAUUGAUAUGAAGUUGGCAAAUGAAGAUGUGAGCAUGCUGACAUUUACAUCAGAACAGAUUACAGCACCUUUCCUUCUUCCUGAGAUGGUAGGAUAUAUUUAUGCUUUUGACCUUCCAUAUCUAUGCUGUAACCGCUUACAAGUUGACAGAGUGGCCAGCAUGCUCAAUUAUUUCUUGUUACAACUCGUGGGUCCCCAAAGGAAAUCCCUCACCCUAAAAGACCCUGAAAAGUAUGAAUUCCGCCCAAAACAGUUGCUUAAGCAGAUUGUCCAUAUGUAUGUUCAUCUGGUGAGGGGUGAUACUGAAAACAUCUUCCCAGCUGCCAUAUCGAAGGAUGGUCGGUCAUACAAUGAACAGUUAUUUACUGCUGCUGCUGAUGUCCUUCGGAGAAUUGGUGAAGAUGGGAGGAUCAUCCAGGAAUUUAUUGAGCUUGGUAGAAAAGCAAAGGUUGCAGCUUCUGAGGCAAUGGAUGCUGAAGCUGCCCUUGGAGAGGUACCAGAGGAGUUCCUUGAUCCAAUUCAGUACACUUUGAUGAAGGAUCCAGUUAUCUUACCUUCUUCAAGAAUGACAGUUGAUAGGCCUGUCAUUCAAAGGCAUCUUCUGAGUGACAGUACGGACCCCUUCAACCGAUCCCAUCUUACUGCAGACAUGCUGAUUUCAAACACUGAGUUGAAGGCAAGAAUAGAGGAGUUUGUCAGGUCCCAAGAAUUAAAGAGGCACGGGGAAGACUUCAGCUUGCAGAGAGCCAAAGAAACAAUCCAAACCACAACUGAAGAAAUGUUGAUUGAUUAG
This is a messenger RNA of Dovyalis caffra, 3117 nucleotides long. The record is from the annotation of a GenBank genome assembly. Lineage: Eukaryota; Viridiplantae; Streptophyta; Magnoliopsida; Malpighiales; Salicaceae.